AUGGUGAAUGAAAAGAUUGAAAAUGUGCAAAGUCACAGUCACCUGCAUCGUGCAGUAAUUGGAAUUGUGUUCACUGUGGCAGUAUCCACAGUGUUGGCCAAAACACUGAUGGUGUUUCUGACCUUCAAAGUCACUUCCCCAGGGAGAAGGAUGAGGUUGCUGCUGGUAUCAGGGGCUCCUAACUUCAUCAUCCCCAUCUGCACCCUCAUCCAGGUGACCCUCUUUGGACUCUGGCUGGGAACUUCUCCUCCCUUUGUGGCACAGAUGCACACCCUGAAAUGGUCACAUCAUCAUCCUGUGCAACAAGGGCUUCCUCACUACUUUUUGCACCUUUUUAUAAAGAACAUCCAAUUUUUUAAUCGUGCUGGAGAUGUAAUGAUUUUGGGUGAGAAAAGAAAAUUAGAGCCAGAAUAUGACAUUCUGAACCUUUGGAAUUUUCCAGAAGGUCUUCAACUUACAGUGAAAGUAGGAAAGUUUUCUCCAUGCUCUGCAUAUGGUAAUCAACUCUCUUUAUCUGAAGAUAUGGUAGAGUGGGCCAUACGUACUACGGAGACUCCUCACUCUGCCUGCAGUGAGAGUUGUGGUCCUGGAUUCAGGACAUCUCUUCAAGAGGAAAAGGCUGCUUGUUGUUUUGAUUGUAAUCUUUGCCCAGAGAAUGAGAUUGCUAAUGGAACAGAUAUGAACCAGUGUGUAAAGUGCCCAGAUCAUCAGUAUGCUAACACACAGAGAAGACAGUGCCUCCUGAGAGCUGAAAGUUUCCUGGAUUUUGGAGAGCCCUUGGGCAUGGGUCUGGCCUGCAUGGCUCUUUGCUUCUCUAUGCUCACUGCUGUUGUUCUUGGAAUGAUUGUGAUACACCAUGACACUGCCAUUGUCAAGGCCAAUAACAGGGCUCUCAGCUAUAUCCUACUCAUCUUUCUUAUCUUCUGUUUCUUCUGUUCCUUGCUGUUUCUUGGCCAACCCAACACAGUCACCUGCAUCCUGCAGCAAAUUGCCUUUGGAAUUGUGUUCACUGUGGCUGUUUCCACAGUGUUGGCCAAAACAGUGAGUAUGGUUCUGGCCUUCAAGGCCACUUCCCCAGGGAGAAGGAUGAGGUGGCUGCUGGUAUCAGGAGCUCCUAACUUCAUCAUCCCCAUCUGCACCCUCAUCCAGGUGACUCUGUGUGGACUCUGGCUGGGAACUUCUCCUCCCUUUGUGGAUACAGAUGCAUACUCUGAACAUGGUCACAUCAUCAUCCUAUGCAACAAGGGCUCCCUCACUGCCUUCUAUUGUGUCCUGGGAUACCUUGGUUUUCUGGCCCUGUCCAGCUUCACCAUGGCUUUUCUGGCCAGAAACCUGCCUGACACCUUCAAUGAGGCCAAAUUCCUGACCUUCAGCGUGCUGAUGUUCUGUAGUGUGUGGGUCACUUUCCUGCCUGUCUACCACAGUGCCAAGGGGAAGGUCAUGGUGGCUGUGGAGGUCUUCUCCAUCUUGGCCUCUGGUGCAGGGCUCCUAGGCUGCAUUUUUGCCCCAAAGUGUUAUAUCAUCUUGUUAAUGCCAAAUAGAAAUUCUCUGCAUGACUUUAGGGAUAAAAGACAUAGUAGAAGAAAUAAGCCUUCUUAA
Messenger RNA from Dipodomys ordii (Ord's kangaroo rat), 1599 nucleotides. Its product is annotated as vomeronasal type-2 receptor 116-like. The record is from RefSeq and is a predicted model, not a curated record. Lineage: Eukaryota; Metazoa; Chordata; Mammalia; Rodentia; Heteromyidae. Gene Ontology annotation, cellular component: membrane. Gene Ontology annotation, biological process: G protein-coupled receptor signaling pathway. Gene Ontology annotation, molecular function: G protein-coupled receptor activity.